AUGGCUCUCGGUCCGACCAUUGGCACCGGCUUGUUUAUCAGCGCCGGCCAGGCUCUCGCGGUCGGCGGACCUGCCUCGCUGCUCAUUUCGUAUAUACUCCUAUCCUUCCUCACAUUUGCCAUGACCACGAGCGUCGCCGAAGUAUCUAUUCACAUGCCCUCGCAACAUGGGACACUUGUCACUAAUGGCUACCUGUACAUGUCAAGCAGCCUAGCAUUUGCUUCGGCAUACCUCCGCUGGUAUACCCUGGCCUUGUUUGUUCCAUACGAGAUCACAACGGCGAUGGUCAACCUUGGCCUGUGGAAACCAGGCGCGAUGGUCGCGAUCAGAUUGGCUAUCAUCAUUUUCAUCGUUGUGGGAUGCAACUUUCUACCAGAGAGGCUCUUCAAAAGCUCCGAGCGAUUUUUCACUUGGAUCAAGAUCGGUACAAUGGCGACUCUCUUCGUGAUUUCUCUGGCUCUGGGCCUUGGUGGCGUGGAUGAUCAGCCCCCAUGGGCAUUCAAAUAUUGGAAAGACCCGGGUGCCAUGAAUGAGUACAUAGCUCACGGUCUCUGGGGAAGAGUUUUGGGUUUCUUUCAAUGCCUUCUUGAUGGCUCCAUUGCUUUCACGUUUGCUCCCGAGCUGAUCGUGCACCAAGCUGAGAUGCCGGUACCACUUGGCGAAACAGCACUUUUGAGCACCGCGAUCCCAGGUAGAGUCACGGCUGACGUUGCCCUAACGGCAAUCCCGUAUAUCAUGAGCUCCUUGGCCAUGACCGUCAUGGCUCCUUUCGAUGACUCGCGUCUGACGAAUAAUGGAACAGGCUCCGGGUUUUCUCCCUAUGUGAUCGGACUCAAGAAUGCAAAUAUUCAGAUUAUACCUACAAUCGCGACGGUUGCCAUCCUUCUUUCCUCGGUGGCAUCUGGACGUUCAUUCUUGUAUCUCUCUUCGCGCGCAUUGUGUGCAAUGUCGGAACUCGGGCAUGCGCCCUCGGUAUUUUCCAUCCGCAACCGUUGGGAUGUGCCUUAUGUGGCUGUUCUAACGUCCGCUUUAUUCUCUGGUCUCACCUUCAUUUCUGUGAAAGUGUCGAGCUCAACCACCAAUACCUACCUCCUUCGGCUUGUGACGAGCGCCGGCUUUAUUUCCUCACUUGUGUCAUGCACCAUUUAUCGUCACUUCAAUCAACGACUCAGCACCAACCGAAUUCCAAGGCGUCAUAGUUUCUCUUUGCAACCCUUUGGUACCUAUUUCGGGAUGUUCUUGAGUGCCUUACUGCUGCUGGGCGGCGGGUUGUGGGCAGGGCCCAAGGGAAAUCUGACUGGGUCUCGGGGUGCCCGACUGGUCAUUUCGUACAUCAAUAUCGUUGUAUUUGGUCUCCUGUUCUUUGUUCAUCGUUUCCGAGACUUUGUACCCGUUGUCGAAGUCGAAAGGCCGAUUGAUAUGGGUGGAAGCAGAUAUGAGGACCGCGAAGGACCGAGAGACCCACAGACACAGAAAGCUCACUUACACCGGGCAAAGCUCGAUGCAAUCCCGGAGAACUCUGGAGCGUUUGAGCUGCGACUCAGUCAGACCAUGUUCGGAGAGGCUUGA
Messenger RNA from Penicillium paradoxum, 1569 nucleotides. RefSeq names its product putative proline permease. Gene Ontology annotation, molecular function: amino acid transmembrane transporter activity. Gene Ontology annotation, cellular component: membrane. Gene Ontology annotation, biological process: amino acid transmembrane transport. Bases 1 to 1569 code for a protein of 522 amino acids. The transcript has a single exon. The record is from RefSeq and is a predicted model, not a curated record. NCBI's taxonomy places the organism in Eukaryota, Fungi, Ascomycota, Eurotiomycetes, Eurotiales, Aspergillaceae.